ACAUUUUGUCAGCAACCAGCAAGCAUGGCUCUGUGGUAAUAGAAUAGCCCGUGUAAUUUGACACUUCAACUUGCCGUGCACUACGUUAGUUGAUUCAGACAGUCACACUAACGAAACGCCGUGCGCUUUUCUCUCACUGUUUGUGAAGUGUUGAGGGAAGAAAACAGAUCGCAACUUCAAAUCCAGGAGAUUUUCGGCGCCGUGCUGUGAUUGGACCUGAAAGUGCGGUGGACCCUAGUGUAGACGGGAGCUUGCAGAGGGACCUUCCCCACAGACUAUAUGAAGGGAGGGGAGGGGGAGGUGGAGGGGGGGCUGCUGACGUUACUCCCAGCUUGCAGAACACACAGAUCACUUCUAUGAUUGAUGAGGAUAUGUGAGUGAAUUUGCCAAAUACUGAACAAAGAAAUCUACUGCAUCCUCCGAGAGAAGAACUUUAAUGGCUUCCAGGUAGAGAGAAGGAGGCAGCAGUCAAGAUGAACUCGAUUCCUUCGAUGGACAGGCACAUACAGCAGACCAAUGACAGGCUGCUGUGCAUCAAACAGCACUUACAGAAUCCGGCCAAUUUCCAGACAGCGGCCACGGAGCUACUGGACUGGUGUGGAGACCCACGAGCCUUCCAGCGGCCAUUUGAGCAAAGCCUUAUGGGAUGCUUGACGGUUGUAAGUCGUGUGGCAGCGCAGCAGGGUUUUGACUUGGACCUCGGCUAUCGGCUCCUUGCCGUGUGUGCGGCAAACCGCGACAAGUUCACCCCUAAGUCGGCAGAAACCACCACCUGCAGGAGAUGUCAGAGUGACACAGCUCUCCUGUCGUCCUGGUGUGAGGAGCUGGGACGGCUGCUCUUGUUGCGGCAUCAGAAGAAUCGUCAGAGCGAUCCACCGGGCAAAGUACCCUUGCAGCCGCCCAUGAACUCCAUGAAGCCCUCACUCUCACAUGGUGAUGGGUCCUUUCCAUAUGACAGCGUCCCCUGGCAACAAAACGCUAACCAGGCCCCGGGCUCGCUGUCGGUGGUUACGACGGUGUGGGGAGUUACCAAUACAUCACAAAGUCAGGUCUUGGGUAAUCCCAUGGCCAAUACUAACAAUCCCAUGAACUCUGGAGGCAAUGCACUAGGUACGGGUAUGUCAGGCAACAACCCAGGGAUCAACUCACCUCAGUUCCCUGGCCAACAACAACAGUUUUCAGCCAAAGGGGGAUCCAACCAGGCCUACAUGCAGCAAAGCAUGUAUGGGCGUCCAGGGCACCCGGGAGGAGGAGGCUUUGGUGGAAGUUACCCAGGUGGGCCGAAUGCUCCAGGUGGCAUAGGCAUGCCCCCUCAUACACGACCGCCCUCUGAUUUCACCCAACCUGCUGCUGCUGCCGCCGCCGCCGCCGUCGCUGCUGCCGCCGCCACCGCUACAGCUACUGCCACAGCAACCGUGGCAGCCUUGCAAGAGACAAAUAAAGACAUGAACCAGUACAACCAGGUCUGCUCCUCUUUCCAGAUGGGGCCUACGCAAGGCUACAAUAACCAGUUCAUGAACCAGCCAGGGCCCCGUGGGCCCCCGUCCAUGGCUGGAGGCAUGAACCCAGCUGGUAUGGGUGGUGGCAUGAAUAGCUCCAACAUGAGUGGCCCGCCAAUGGGUAUGAACCAGCCCAGAGUCCCAGGGAUGCCCUUCGGUGGCCACGGCCAAAGGAUGCCUCAACAGGGUUACCCUGGACCCAGACCUCAGUCCAUGCCCAUGCAGGGCACCAAGAGGCCCUAUCCAGGAGAGCCUAAUUAUGGAGGCCAGCAGUUUGGACCCAAUGGCCAGUUUCCCAACCAGCAAGGGCAGUACCCUAACCCAAAUGCUUCUAGAGCUCUUCCUUCACCCAAUUACCCUGGGCAAAGGAUGCCAGGACAACAGGGCUCUGGCCAGUACCCCCCUACUGGAGUAGCCAUAGGCCAAUACUAUAAGCAAGAGCCAUUUAAUGGUCAGAACAACAAUUUCUCUGGAGGUGGUUAUGGGUAUAAUCAAGGAAAUGGGCCUCCUCGGCAGGUGGUGAACUACCCACACUCGCCGGUUCCUGGGAACCCCACGCCACCCAUGACCCCAGGAAGUAGUAUACCGUACAUGUCGCCCAGUCAAGAUGUCAAGCCCCCGUUUCCUCCAGAUAUGAAGCCAAACAUGACGUCUCUGCCUCCACCUCUAACCAACCCCAACGAGGAGCUGCGUUUGACGUUCCCAGUGAGAGAUGGAGUGGUGCUGGAGCCCUUCAGAUUAGAGCACAACCUGGCCGUCAGUAACCACGUCUUCCAUCUGCGCCCCUCCGUCCACCAGACGCUCAUGUGGAGAUCUGAUCUGGAGCUGCAGUUUAAGUGCUAUCAUCAUGAGGACCGACAAAUGAACACCAAUUGGCCUGCAUCCGUCCAAGUCAGCGUCAACGCCACCCCCCUCACUAUUGAGAGGGGCGACAAUAAAACAUCCCACAAACCCCUGCACCUAAAGCAUGUGUGUCAGCCAGGGAGAAACACCAUCCAGAUUACGGUCACAGCCUGCUGUUGUUCGCACUUGUUCGUGCUGCAGCUGGUCCAUAGGCCAUCGGUGCGAUCAGUUCUGCAAGGGCUCCUCAAGAAGAGGCUCCUUCCUGCCGAACACUGCAUUACCAAAAUUAAAAGAAACUUCAGUAGCGUAGCAGCGUCCUCUGGGAAUGCCACACUAAAUGGAGAGGAUGGAGUAGAGCAGACAGCCAUCAAAGUGUCCCUCAAGUGUCCAAUCACAUUCCGACGGAUCCAGCUCCCUGCUAGGGGACAUGACUGCAAACACGUGCAGGUACGCAUCGUUGAAGUGUUCUUAAUCAUUAAAACAGCAUUAUUGGAAGGGCUGGAGGUGGAUCAGUACAUGUGGGGAAUUCUCAAUGCAAUUCAAAAUUCGGAGUUUGAAGAGGUCACCAUCGACCCUACGUGUAGUUGGAGGCCGGUGGCCAUAAAGUCAGACAUUCAUAUAAAGGAGGACCCAGAUGGCCCUCUGGCCAAGCGUUUUAAAACCAUGAGUCCCAGUCAAAUGAUCAUGCCUAAUGUGAUGGAUAUGAUCGCCCAGCUGGGUCCCGGCCCUUCACCCUACACCCCCCUCCCCCCUCAGCACGGAGGAAACAAUGGCGAAUAUGGGGGCCAAGGUAGAGGCAAUAGUUACCAGGGCCAUGGAAACUUUGACUUCUCUCACAGUAACUCUGGUGGCGGAGCUCCCAUGAAUGACUUCAUGCACGGACCCCAACUCUCACAUCCUCCAGACGUGCCCAACAGCCUCAUGGCUCCCGACAAGCCUCUCGCCCACAGCAUGCCCGACUCGAUGCCCCGUCCCGUGAGCGCUGAUCAAUCCCAUGCUUCCAUGCAGCCAGGCAUGCACGCAGUUCCUCACCCCAACAGCCAAUCAGCUCAGCCAUUGCAUCACACCGGCCCCCCAUCCUCCCAGCCCCCACGCCAGCCCCUGCCCCCCCAGCAGCCAGGCCAAAACAGUCACCCACAUGCCGACAUGACCUUCAAUCCCGCCGCCGAUGGGCAGGCAGGUGGCCAGGGACCUGCAGACAUGCCCGAGCCUUCUCUGGAUCUUCUGCCAGAACUGGCGAACCCAGACGAGUUGCUGUCAUACUUAGACCCUCCUGACCUCCCAAGCAGCAGCAAUGACGAUCUGCUUUCCCUUUUUGAGAACAACUGACUUUAUUCAGUCGGCCUUUUGCGGAGGUCCUAAUUUGUUUGGCUGUCAGGAAUCGAGAGGCACCUGAAGACUGACUCUGUACUUUGCAAACAGGAAACAGCCAUCCUUUUGCCUCUUCCUCGUGUAAAUAUCUCACUCUUUUACAAGCAACUUUUUCCACACAUAUAUGGCAGCCAUGUUGGUUGGCAUUAAAGUGAUAUCUUUCAAUACUAAUGGAAAUACAUGUGCAGCUAUAAUCAGUUCAUAUGAAUACGUCACACAGAACUGUGUGUGUGCUCACUAGGAAAGUAUUGUAGCAUUUUUAAUUCAGAUUUUUUUUUCCUUUUGUGAAAAGAAGACCUGAAUAGAAUAUAUAUAUAUAUAUAUAUAUAUAUAUAUAUUUCUUCCUGUACCGGCCUCUGUGUGUCCGCAAUCUCUUGAAGGUUUGUUCUUCCAAGCUCUACCACCACAGCUUCCCAAGUCCUUGUCUGCUGGAUGUCCACACUGUUUGUCUGUCCAUCUCCCUCGAAAAAGCACAAGAGAAUGCGUCAAACUGCACCUGGAAGCCUGUAAAGAAGACCAUAAAAGGUAAAAAAGAUAAUCUCGGAAUCACCAGAAUGAUCUAACCCUCCCAUCCCAGAGACUAAUGAUGGGAGUUUUGCGAAAGUCCUCCAAAAACUCUCACGCCACAGGACACGAGAAUGUGUUCUGUUCUAGUACACCGCGCAGCUUUGCACCUCAUUUUGUAAUGUGAUUCAUAUGUCCAGCACCUUCAGACAUAUGCAUCAUGUUCUAAACAAAUGCUAGAGGGCAUCACGGCAUGCAUUCUUUUCCUUCUCGAGACAGAAUUGCAAACAUUUCAGCACUGUACCCAUAAUAUUGUGCGUCUUCCGACAGACUGUUCCUCCUCCCGCAACGUCCUGUGGAUUCUCCACACUAGCGGUCACAGAGCAAGAAGAAAGCAAUUCACAUUUCAAAGGGAAGUCAGUCUUGUGUCAUCCGUCUUCUCUGUGAGUUCUCUUCAUGCAUGAGGCUUGGUCGUCUUAGGCCCUUGAUGUUUGUACCCCUCUUCUGACAAACUGCAUACAAUGUUGAAACAUUCACUGUUGCCAGUGGCCCCUUAUUUUAAGUGAUACUGUUUUUUUUUUCCUCAAUCAUUUCUUCUGUUCUGUUUUAAUUCAGCCUUUUAUUCAUGAACUGUUGUGUUAAAGUUUUAUUUUAUAAUGCACAAUAUAUUGUUCAUAUAAUGGUAAUUAUUUGUUUGUUUCUGUUGUUACAAUUGUAAAAAUGUACAAAAAUGUGUACAUUUAUCACAAGAUGUCCAUGGAUUACCAAAGUUAUGCACCCUGAUUUGACAAGGUGGCCCAAACCUAUUUUGACAAGCCCAUUUUUAAAUUGUUACCCAUAGAAUUUAAUCAAAUGUAUAGUGUUUCACUUUUAGCAAUUUGUUUACAUGUAAUAUCAUAGUUAUUACACAGCAAACAAUGAAGAAAGUGUUAGAAUGUUAUAUAUUUAUAGAUUUUUACUUUUUAAUUCAAUUAUAUAAUGAAGAUAUAUAUUAUCUCAAUACCCAUCAAUGCAUUCAAUUCUUACAGAAAAUGUACAUUUCAGUAAAAAUCCAAUCAAACUUUUAUAUCAGCAGCUUAGUGAAGGUUAACAACGUUCAUGUGUACAAGAUGGAUUUUCUAUAAGAUUUCUUUGUUUUUGUUUU
Messenger RNA from Sinocyclocheilus anshuiensis, 5361 nucleotides. Its product is annotated as zinc finger MIZ domain-containing protein 1-like. The record is from RefSeq and is a predicted model, not a curated record. NCBI's taxonomy places the organism in Eukaryota, Metazoa, Chordata, Actinopteri, Cypriniformes, Cyprinidae. The transcript is spliced from 24 exons. Gene Ontology annotation, cellular component: chromatin. The coding region runs from base 474 to 3671 and encodes 1065 amino acids. Gene Ontology annotation, molecular function: SUMO ligase activity; zinc ion binding. Gene Ontology annotation, biological process: protein sumoylation; regulation of transcription by RNA polymerase II.